Molecule: messenger RNA, 1104 nt
Organism: Alternaria ventricosa
Lineage: Eukaryota; Fungi; Ascomycota; Dothideomycetes; Pleosporales; Pleosporaceae
Exons: 1
Coding region: 1-1104 (367 amino acids)
Biological process (GO): protein phosphorylation
Molecular function (GO): ATP binding; protein kinase activity
Source: RefSeq, a predicted model, not a curated record
AUGGAGACUUCCAAGCAAAGACUCAGACGGGCUAUGCGACUGCCUGGCCCAACUAUUGGCUUGAAACGAUCCCAAACAGAUACUACAAAUGGCCAAGCUCAACUGCGCCUUGGUUAUCAGGCUGAAGGUGGGGUAGAGCUGUUGGCAGCAGGUCCACCUCAUCUCCGGCCCAUGCCCACUUCUCUGGAAUACAGAGGCGUGGCAGAGUUGACGGACAACACUGGGUUUGGCACGCAAACAGAGCAUAACGAAGAGAGGCCCUUGACGCUACAACACAAUCGUCGACAUACGGCCGGAGGCAUCACAAGCUCCCUCAACCUACAGCCUGCUCCACGUCUCAACGACACGUACAUGGAACCUGCUGACAUCGACGAGCGACCCAUCAUCAAAAUCGUUGAAACUCCUAGAAGAACAUCAUCAGCGGACGGAAGCGACCUAAUUCAUAUCGAACGAGAUCCAUUCUGCAGGCCAUGGGACUCUAAGUCAAUACUAAAUCGUAUAUUGUCGGAGAUGGCUGUUGCAAGCGCUCGAGAUGCUCUCCAAAGCCUUGGGGUCACCGAUCUGUGGCUACCGCUGUCGAAACAACUACUCAAACGAUCACUGAAUGACCCAUAUCAUGUCUCAGAGUUUCUGAAGCUACAAGAUCGACAUCUCAGUGCGGUUCUUGGGCGUUGGAAGCAACUUGCCCCAGGAGAAGAAAUACAUGAUAUGAUGUUCAAUCACUGCGAGUUUGAGGACGACGAAGAGAUAUUUGAGGAUAAUCGGGUCUUCGGUGAAGGAUUAGUUGGCCUUGUCGAAGAGGUGACAGUACGAUCGCGAGAACCACCCAUUAUAUGCGUGCGGAAGAAGAUCAUGAGACCUAAACAGCUCAAAGCGCAUCAAAAAAUCAUGUCUGCGUUCAUGCGAGAGAUCAGAGUCAUGCGUCAGGUCAAUCAUCGCCACUGCGUACGUUUCCUUGGGAGUUACACGGACAACGAGUCUGUCAAUAUCCUGUCACUCCCCGUGGCUGAGAUGGAUCUUGCUGCAUUACUUGAUAAACAUUUCGGAGAUUAUGAGUGGCCCAUACUCUACAAAGGAAUCGACUGUCUCUGCAAUGGGCUGUAA